GCGAGUUCUUGGAGAGGCUGGAGCGCAGGAGAACGAAGAUGGAGAUUGGAUGGACGUGGUAUGUGCAUUGUUAUCGUCAUUCUGGCUUCAGCGCAUUUGACGCUCAAGUGCACACACACACACACUUGUGGCCUGUCUGGUUACUGGUUUUACACUGUAAGGGAGCUGCUGGACAUGGUGAGAGGGAACUUGCCUGGUCUUGCAGAGAACCAUCACCAGCAGGGAGGAGGAUGGGAUGGGAAAAUGACGAAGUCAAAUCUUCACAUGGCACUCCUGUCCCUUGAUCAGCUAUCCACACUUAAUAACUGCGGAAAGGAUUGCAGCUUCAGUUCCUAUGCCUCAGAUGAGAUGCUGAGCCACAUGCCAGAUCUGCCCAGGACGAGUCGUUGCAUGCAUGAUGUUGAUGCUGGUAGGGACUUUGCAGAAGCUGAAGGCUAUUUGGCGAUGCUCCAAGUUUUCGAAUGCUGUCAUCCUGAUGCUGAAGAGACUCGUCUGGCUGCUUCCAUCUUGGCUGGUUUUGCAUCUGGCCUCUCAGUCGUCCCUUGGCAACCUGAUUUAAGCAACCAGGAACUGCCUGAAACACUGGAGUAUAAUGUAGAAUCGGAUGGAGACCCCAUAACCGCCAACGAAGUGGCUCUCCCUUUUGAUACUCAAUCAAUCAGGGAGUCAGCUGUAUCUGCAAUCUCUGCCUUUGCCGAGGCGGCAAGUGACAUCCAUGGUACAACGAGCCAUCAUACGCAAGUAUCGCACAUUCCCCGCAGUGCCCGCACCCCAACCGAUUACUGUGAGCGUAUAAUGCUCCAAAGUGAAAUUCAGUCCAUGUGCAGUUCAAUAAUUUGUACUGUGGUGAACCGUCCCGAGCAGAGUGCAAUAGUCACUGUUGUGCCUAGUCAUGACCCUUCUGAUGUCAGUAUAAUGGUUUGUCCUCCAUCUUCUGGUGAGAUAUAUGAUGAUGGUCACGUUUUGGACAAUCACCCACACCACGAGGAAAAUGAAAGGGUUCACGAUUAUCAGUUAGAACCAAACUCCGACCAGAUCACGACUGAAGAUCCACCAGACCACCCCGUCUCGGCUGAUGGGCUCCGUGCAGUGCAUGGACGCUCUAAUGCAGCUCUACCCAACACCCUGACACGAGACACCCAUCCGGAGGAGUCCACACAGUCGGUGGAUGUUUCUCGUGAGAUUGGCGUCGAUGAUCACCUUCUGGACAAUCUGCCACGACCGCAGGAAAGAGAAACGGUUGCUGAUUAUCUGUCCUAUCAAGACGUCUAUCAUGCGGGCUCCGUGGCCACAUUCAGCAAUGCAUUCACAACACUUCACCCGGUUGGCUGGCUUGUGCAGGGGGCUGUUCCGGAUUUUUCGAGCUGCCGGUUGGUGAAAGCAGUCAAAGCGGUCUUCAAGCAGGAGAUAGUUCUCAACGUAGUGCUCAGGUGUGCGGCGGGGGAUUUUCGGUUGUCAGAUAUUGCUGUAUCUGAUGCAGUGAGAGCUCUUGCCUCGGUUUGGGUCCCUAGACCAAUCCAUUGGCAUCGCUUAAAUAGGGGCUUCAUGGGUGACUCAGCAUCAGGUUCUCUUGCUCCUCUCAACAUGAUCAGCGAUCUUCCAAACAGAGAGGAGAUCCAACAGCGCCUCAGAGACCUGGUUUCUCGCUGCUGUGAUAGGGGGCCAUUAUUGCUCUCUGCCUUCUCAAAGCUCCACUUGGCAAAGAUCUGUAUUGCUCAAGGAAUCAGGGAUACGGAUCCUAAAGCUGCCGAGGUUCUCCUGCAGUGCCUUUCCUACUGGCGACGAGCUGUGGGCCCUAGGGAGCUUGAUUGGUUUGCUUGUGAGGCAAUCGAAACACUGCGUGGUCUGCUUGCGAGUUCCAACUGCCGAGACUUAAUCACAGCGCAAGUCUGGGCAUCACCAGGAGGCACCGAAUGCCUACGAUUGAUGCUCACUGGUGACAUCAACUGCAUCCGUUCCGCGCGGUUCUUUGCUCGAGCAACCAGCUUCGAUAGCCACGUGCUCAGGCACACAAAAGAGGACCAGGAUGGCAAACACUCAUCGUCCGAACACACAGCACGCGUGAGCCGAUGCAUGGCAUCAGCAACAGGGCUUCUCUCUGACUUACUGCGAAGCGAGUCACCGGCAAGGCCACACUUGCCACGUCCAUGGAGCGACCUCACGUCCAUCCUGAAGUCCUUAGGGUAGGUUGUGAAGACUCAACUGAACCACCACAGGCGUCGAAGGAGGAAGGCAUAUGGCUUGUCCGUGAGCGCUAACACUUCU
Chara braunii is the source of this 2265-nucleotide messenger RNA. The record is from the annotation of a GenBank genome assembly. Lineage: Eukaryota; Viridiplantae; Streptophyta; Charophyceae; Charales; Characeae.